AUGGCCGGCAGCGCUCUCAAGAGGCUCAUGGCGGAGUACAAGCAGCUGACGCUGAACCCGCCGGAGGGAAUUGUAGCAGGUCCAGCCAACGAGGAGAACUUCUUUGAAUGGGAGGCGCUCAUCAUGGGGCCCCAGGAUACGUGCUUUGAAGGCGGUGUGUUCCCAGCUGUGCUCAGCUUCCCCUCAGAUUACCCCCUGAGCCCCCCCAAGAUGAGGUUCACCUGCGACAUGUUCCACCCCAACAUCUACCCAGACGGGCGAGUGUGCAUCUCCAUCCUCCACGCUCCGGGAGACGACCCCAUGGGCUACGAGAGCAGUGCGGAGCGAUGGAGUCCAGUGCAGAGUGUGGAGAAGAUCCUGCUGUCAGUUGUUAGCAUGCUAGCAGAACCCAACGAUGAGAGCGGAGCCAACGUCGACGCCUCCAAAAUGUGGCGCGAAAACAGGGAGCAGUUCUACAGACUGGCUCACAGCAUCGUGCGCAAGUCCUUGGGCUUUUAA
Messenger RNA from Knipowitschia caucasica, 498 nucleotides. Lineage: Eukaryota; Metazoa; Chordata; Actinopteri; Gobiiformes; Gobiidae. The record is from the annotation of a GenBank genome assembly.